Messenger RNA from Bemisia tabaci, 7579 nucleotides. The record is from RefSeq and is a predicted model, not a curated record. Lineage: Eukaryota; Metazoa; Arthropoda; Insecta; Hemiptera; Aleyrodidae.
ACGUCUACCGAAUGCACGUCCGACUGCUCCACGGUCCAGUGUGAUUCUCGCGUGUUUCGCGUUUCGUUCUUCUCAGCUCAACUUUUUGAUCGGCUAAUUUCCUAAACAGUCAAUUUACAACACUCAUCCCGAUCGUAACUUUCAAUCUUUCCUCCGGAAUUCAAUUACCGUGCUUUGGAAUUCUCGUUCAAGUGUUUCGCAGUGCGAUUUUGUUGUGUCUUGUUAUUCCGUGCGGUGUGUAACCUAAUCAAAUCGUGUUCUCGUCGCCGGGUGCAAAGAGUGUUUCGAACGGUGUUUUGUUUUCAAUUCACGCGAUUGUUCGUGUAGGUUUUCGAUUACCUCCUCAACUGUGCGUCGCUCUAAGAGUGAGAAUUGGAGGUUAGUUUGUUUGUUUACAUUGCGAAGGUUCAGUGAUCAGUUUCCUCGGAUUAAAUCAUAGUGGAAGAUUGAAUUAGUUCUUCGCUGACCAGGUUUAACUGUAUUGAGUGCGCGUAUGUUUGCGUGGUUCGAAAUAUGCAGAGUCUCAGAGAGUGUUCGAAACGUGUAAGUUUCUCAAAGGUCACUUAACCGUGCGGUUUGGAUCCGAGCCGGGGAAUUGAGAAUCGACAAAGCACAAUGGAAUCCGAAUCGACAGGCUCACUCCUGCGGGAGAAGAAGGCGAAACAAUCGAAGACGGUUUCGCGAAAUUGGAUGAUUUUUUUGAGCGGUCUGUGCAUGACGAGUUUGGCCGGGAACGCGUAUUUCGCGUACCGACAAGUUGUUCUCGAGUCCCGGAUGGAUUCGCUGGAAGCGCGUUUCCGAGGCUUCGAGGAGCGGGAUAUGGGUUUCGGAUUCGUCGAAAAGGCUAAGCGAGAGCCUUUGGCUAAGGAUACCGACCCGGAGACCAAGGACUCCAAAGCCAUCGCCUCUUUGCGGGAUGCUGCCCAAAGGAACAAGCGGGAACUGCCCGAUUGCGGAUGUCCUCCAGGACCUCCAGGACCUCCCGGAAAAAGAGGAAAGAAGGGCAAAAAAGGAGACACCGGCGAACCUGGACCAAUGGGUCCACCUGGUCCUGCUGGGAAGAACGGAUUUCCGGGUGAAAGGGGCGUCAAGGGUGAAAGGGGAGUGAGAGGGGCUAUGGGCCCAAUCGGACUUGACGGACCAAAAGGAGAUCCAGGGCGACAAGGUGACAAAGGCCAAAAAGGUGAUGGCGGCAAUCCUGGUUUUGAUGUUUACUCUGCAGUCAAGGGAGGUUUGAAAAGGUCUGUGACUACUCUUCGCGGCGGAACUUUGGGAUAUGCCGAAAUUGUAGCCGUAAAGGGGCUCCAAGAGCAAGGUCAUAACAUCUCCGCUGAGAGCAUCGUAAUGUUAAAAGGAGAACCUGGUGAACCAGGACCGCCUGGACCCGCAGGCCCUCAAGGACCAUCGGGACUACCGGGACAUGAUGGACGGCCUGGAUUGGUUGGAGAGCCGGGGCCUCCUGGUGAAAAAGGAAGCCCAGGAGACGCAGGCCCGAUUGGACCCAUGGGCCCUGCUGGUUUUGUGGGACCGAAGGGUGACAAAGGAGAUAAGGGAGACCGAGGUUUAACGACAACGCUGAAUGGAGAUCACAAAUUCCCGACGGGCAUUAUUGAAGGUCCACCUGGUCCACCAGGGCCGCCAGGUGAUAAAGGUGAAAUUGGACUCACAGGGCCACAAGGUGAACGUGGAUUAGCAGGUGAAGCUGGACCUCAAGGACCUCCUGGAUUACCAGGUCAGUCUGGGCCGAAAGGUGAAAAAGGAGAAUAUGGAGACAUUGGACCACCUGGAUUGAUGGGUCCACCUGGUUUGCCAGGUCCACCGGGUUAUCCAGGUCAAAAAGGAGAGAAGGGCGACAAAGGCGACUCGAAAUAUAAGAAACUAAGGAGGAGACAGGGUGACGGCACACAGUAUGAUGUAGAAGGUGUGCAAGGUCCACCAGGACCUCCCGGACCAGCAGGUUUGCCAGGACUACAGGGUCCCCCCGGAAUCAAAGGAGACAGAGGAAUGGAUGGAGGGAAAGGAGAGCCUGGAGAAAAGGGUUCGAAAGGAGAUCCUGGACCAAUGGGUUUACCGGGUCCAAUGGGUCUUCGAGGAGAAUCAGGUCGAAUUGGUGAAACAGGGAGGCCGGGGCCUCCUGGACUUGAUGGAAUGAAGGGUGGACAAGGCGAGCCUGGCACCAAAGGAGAACGAGGAGAUCCAGGCCUUCCUGGCACUGAUGGCAUACCGGGCUCUGAGGGCCCCAAAGGAGAUAAAGGAGCCAAAGGAGACCCAGGGCCUCCAGGGAAGCGUGGCAGAAAAGGUGACCGGGGUGACAAAGGUGAUCAAGGUGUUCCUGGCCUAGAUGCGCCAUGUCCUGUUGGAGCAGAUGGCUUACCUUUACCUGGCUGUGGCUGGAGACCUCCGAAACGAGUUUCAAUAACGGGAGAGGCUCUUGACAAACCACUGCCAUUAACAACACAGAAACGGAAAAAUGAUCUAGCCUACCCUUAGUAAGAUUAAAUUUGUUGUUUUUCAUACACCUUUUGUAAAUUUUUUAAAACAUAACUGUACAAAAUUGAAGAGUGUCCUGAAAUGGCGUUAAAUACUGGUACAUUCAUGAACUGUAAUAUAAUAUUUGUAUAAAUUAUAAAUUGCAGAGCGUAAAGCUUAACUGCUUCACAGUGUAAAUCAGCUUCCCAUUGUAAAGUUAAGAGGCCGUUUGUUACCCCAUUAAUGUAAACAAAAAAUAACUCUUAGUAUCAUUUGUUUUGUGUAAUGUUGCUUUUUAUGCUUUGUAUUAAGAGCAAAGUUUUCCUCAGAAAUUAAGAAAUACUGCAGAAAAUAUGAUUAAUCAAGAGUAAAUAAUGUACCACAAAUAAAAAUUUCUUACAAUUACUCUCAUAAAAUUGUUCACCCUCGAAAAUAAAUUCAGCACAGAGCACCGAACUUGCUUCAACUUUGCACAAAUCUCAUUGUUUUACUCACUCUCUUCACCUAAAAUUCAAUCAGCCUACAGAAUUGUAUCAAUAAUUCUCAGCACUGGAUAAGAAAAAAAUAGGAAAGCAUCACAAAUCUCCACCUGCCUCCCUAAAUCUGCAGGAUCUCAUGAUUGAACAUUCCUUGAAGAUUUCAGGGAGAUAAAUAACUGACCUCAAAGUAUUUGAAAGAGGAAACUGCAGAGUAACGGUGUAUCAAUGUUUGGCAACCAUCUUUCUCCCUAUCUUUUUUCCUGAAAGUAUUUUUUUUACAGGAUACGUGCAUAGAGAAUUAGAGAUCUUAUUGUCCCUGUGCGGGCUGAAAUAUUUUGUCACCCAAAUACCAAGUUAAACCAAAAUUCUUGUCCAUCUUUUUACUCCGAGAAAAGGUGAAUGCAAUGAAGACAUUUUGAAGGAUCCUUACCUGAAAUCUAUCGAAGAUUUCUGGGGAUUUCCUCUAGAAAAUGUAGAAAUUCAGUGAGAUAUCUCUGAGCCUUUUUUAACGAUAAAAUUCUCUAAGGUAUAAUUUUAAUUUCUAAACUUAAAAUCUGAAGUUCUAAAAAAUCAUCUGAGAGGGAUCAUCCCCUAACUGUUUAGCCCUACCCCUCAUUUUUUUGCCCUGUGGAUCUUCAGUCCCCUUAAUUUUUUGUUUUUUAAUUUUUUCCACCCAUGUAGCCUCAAGGUUAGUUUUUUGUAAAUUUGCUCUCGGUAGUUCAUUAUUUACUUAGCUGUUUGGGACGUGUAAGUGUUUCUUUACUGCUGAGCAGAGGAUCCCCUUGCAACCUCUAGAGGGCUGAGCCGUAACCAAACUUAAUUAAAGAUCAAUGAAUAAGUCUGAGAGAUUUUUCAGUAGAAAACGAAUAAAAGAAGGAAGAAUUAUCACUAGUCCCACGCUAGAGAUGGCGAAGAAUGAGGUGUAUUGUUUGCAAAUGCAGUCGAAAGUCAAGUAUGAGGAGAGCAUUGAGGUGAGAAGGCAACUGAAGACUGACAGGCUACGAGAGGAUUCUUUUCUUGCUACAAAAAAAGGGAAAUAUUGGAAGCACCCUUGUGUUAAGAUAAUGUUUCUUCAAAGCAAACUGUUUUAAGUCUAUUCUUACCAAUGCCCUCAUUGUAUUUCACAGAAAAGUUUGAUACAGGAACAUACAUUGUGGCUCUUAAUUUCGUACCUUGUCUAGUAUUCCAUUCUUUAACAUGUACUUUCUGACUAUUUCUUCUGUUUCUCCGUGACUGAUCAAUAAAUAUUUUGACCAACAGCCCAGAGGUUCAUACGCAAUAGAUGAAAAAUUUGUAAAGAAUUUAAGUGUAAAUACUUUUGUAACUAUUUGUUUGUAUCAAUUAUGUUUAAGAGUCUCAAUAAAUCGCAGUAGCAAUGUUGGGACGGUUUAGAAAAUGUGAAUAUUUCUUCUAUUUACAAUUAUGUGGCCAUCUAAGCCGCUAAAUUUCAUACCAACAAGCUCUUCUUUGAAUAAUGUUGGAAGCUACUGAAUUUAAUUACUUUUAACAAGUCUGAGAUUAUGAGCGAUAAGUGAGAGACCUUCUGUACUCAUGACCUCAUCAUGAAAAGUUUGGAAUAUAGUGCCUGUACCUUUUUCAUCAAAGUCGAACAAUGUCUAUUCACUUAAAUACAUAGAGUUAAGAAAAAAGUCACAACAACAUUGUAGUGUUUCAAAAUCUCAUCCCCUAUUUUAAUUAUUUCGAAAGAAACCAAUGACCAUCCCCACUCGAAAAUUGGUGCAAUUUUUCUUGCCCAUAUGAGGGUUAUUUUCCCAAGAUAUUAAGGGAAAAUGUUGGUUGGUUUCCUUAAAAAAAAAUUAAAAUUGGAGAUGAGAUUUUGAAAAACCACAAUGUAGAUGUGACUGUUCUGCUUAACUAUACGCAAAUUCAGCUUUUAUCAUGGAAGGUUUUCUAAAGUGCAUCCAUUCAUUGUGUGAAAAAAAUAGAAAGCAAGACCCCUUUCUGAAUGGUUGUUAAGGUCAAUUCUAUCACAAACCAGUGCCUUGGCUGCAGUGUACAUUGAUCUUUCAUCUUUCUAAAAUCAAAAUAGAAAAAAAUAUAGAUAUAUUAGAAAUUGAUUAAAAUUAAUAUGAACGCUCUCACCACCUUGAACUAGUUGUAAUUCAAUAUUUUUUGUCUUGACAUUUUUUUAGCAGUAGAUAUUUUGUUGAUACAUACUUUUUUUCUGUGUGUGAGAUGUUUAAUCAUGCUGUUGUUUUAUGUAACUUUUAUGCAUUAAUUUUUUUUAUAUUGUACACAAGAGACAUUUCCCUAAUUAUUUGUGUAAGAUAGUUUAAAAAGAUCUCCCACUUUUUCAAAUAGAACAUUAACAUGUAGUAUGAACACCAAUACUUUUGUAGCCUUUGAAAAUCAUCAAUAGCCUGUCUUUAUGUCACCCGAAUCAGGCAGCUUUAAUUUUUUACCAAUAACAGUGUAAAUAUAGUCAUUUAGUAUAUUUUUGUGUACAUUUAAAUAACUCAAAUUAUCUUCGAAUGGUGAAAACUAUUGUUUUUUUUAAUUUUUUUUAUUAUUCUCACUGUCCAAGUUUAUCACAUGUAUAAAAAGUUUGUUCCUUAAGUCUAUCACUGUUGAGCUAAGUUUAAAGAUUUUCCUCUGCUAGGUCUAGUACAGAGCCAAUAAUUUUUUAUCUAUCCUGUAUUAGUUUGUACCUGCUCCUCUGUAAUGUUUUGCACAUCUAACGGUAACUUUAAUCAAAGAAUCUCCUUUUGAGAGUUGCAAAAAUAUCUACACUUGCGUGCUUGUUGCUGAGUUGUCAGUGCUGGUUGUAGGGACAACGGAGAGGAAAAGCAGUGCUACCUUUGCAGAGUUCCAGAAUUUGGACAAAAAUCUAUUGAUUUCCUGUCAAGUAACCUGUGUCACACCCUAACUCUUCAACCGCAUUCAGCAUUGGUGACAUGAUGUCCUGCAAAUGAACCACCAAGUACAACUUGAACCGACAUGGAAAAUUCUGAAUUGAAAAGAAUGUCCUUGUGCUCUUUCCCCCUUAGCCUGUUCGAUAAUAGAGAUAGAUAUUGGAAAGCUGCAGUUCUAUGGGAAUAUGAGGGGUGUUAAAACCUCUAUAGCAUGAAUGAAUUUCGGGUGUCAGAUUUCUGGGGACAUAGCUCUUUGCCGUAGCUUUUGUCGAAACGAAGAGUCCCAGAUUUUCUCCCAAAAUUUCAAAAUUUUGAUGGUCAUUUAUUUUAUUUAAAAAAAAAUUAUUAAGAAUUUGCGACAUCAUGUUGCAGAGAAAGAGUUCAAUCAUUAAAAGAAACCCAAAAAAUGCGUUGUUACGAGUAAGUAAUGCACUGUGGCAUAGAGGGUUAAUGAAAACAGCUGCAUUUUCAAAGGUAAUUCUUAACUUAGAUUUUCUUUCUCUGAAUAGUUUAUAUCAAUUUACCUAAUCCUCAGUUCAUAUUCUAUGAGCUGAUGUACAGGGUCUUUUUGAGAGAAUAUAUUCAGCCUGCAAGUAUAGCACUCGAAUCAUUUACCUACCUACAUGGUUAUCUCAUCGCCAGCUUCUACUUAGAAUUUUAACUGUGUCUAAUGAAAAAUAAAAGAGAAACUAAAAUCUUUAGUACCUCAGUUUACUGCUCUGAUAGAAAUAUUUUGCAUGAUAACACUGCAUGAUAAGUUGAUUUAUGUAUUAAAAUAUAAGUGUAAAACUAGUAUGUUAACUCUCUUGUUUGUACUUACAGUGUGUAUUUUCAAGUACGGAGCUGGAAAUGAUGUUGUUAAGCUACCAGUGGGGUGGCUGUGUUGAGCACCAAAAAUGGGUGGUUUAGCAACAUCAGUUUCUGCAGCACAUCCCUCUUCCCCUCCUCUCAAUAAAUUAAUAUCAGUUGUUUCUGAUAAUAAUAAUUUAUUAUUUAUGAUGCAAUUAAAAUGAAUAAUCAAUACCAUCCUGUCAGCACACACUAGGAAUGGUAAAAAUGCGAUAUCAACACCAAUAGAUAACUGUAAUUUUAGCCCUGUACAUGGGAUAUUGAACUAUAAUUUUGCUGUUUGCACAAAUAUUUACAAGUUGAAUCCUCUUUGUAGCAUUUUACAUUUACUUAUUUUUCUACUGAUAUCAAGGCUAAAAUAUUAUGCUUCCAGUAAGUUUCUAAGAAUCAUCUUGAAUACAUUUUGAUUAAGAACUUUUCAAAAUAAUGUUAGUCAAAUUUUUCAAUUUGGCGAUUUUGGCAACUCACAAUACAUGGGUUUCAUGGGAUGAACCUCGUCCUCUGUUUAAUGGUGUUCAUUUUCCAUGAAGCUUGAUAGCGCAUAGAGUAUUUCCUCAACUUGCUCCUUUACUUUCAGAAAAUCAAAAUUCAAAAUUUAUUUGGUAUCAUCCAUGUUGUUUUUAUCCAAAAAGAAACCCUUUUUAGCGGUUGAAAUCUUGAUUUCAACCUCAAAAUGUUCAUGAAAUUCAGAGUGAGGCAUUAGAGAGUUCUUUAAUUAAGAGGUCUAUACAUUUUCAUCCCUGCGUAGAUGUGAUACAAUGAAAGACUACUAAAUUCACCAUUUUCUAUGCAUUUAAAAAGGAACUCUGUACCAACUGAUGAUUGAAGCUUUUACAACACCAGCUAUUUGUACCAACCCAUUCAACCUACAAACCCUUGUAUAAAUAAAAUUAAUUUUUUUACCUGUUA